AACAAUUUCAGACCUGUGGCUUUAACUUCUCACCUAAUGAAGACCCUAGAGAGGCUUAUCCUGAAUCACCUCCAGCCCCACUGCUUGACCCCCUGCAGUUUGCGUAUCAACCGGGCAUUGGAGCGGAUGUCGCUGUCCUCUACUUGAUGCACACAACCCUGCUAUGCCUGGGGGAACCUGGAAGUACUGUUAGAAUCAUGUUCUUCGACUCAUCCAGCACCUUCAACACCAUUCAACCAUCACUGCUCAGGGGAAAGCUGGAAGGUGUUGGGGUUGACAACCAGCUGACCUCGUGGAUUGUUGACUACCUCACCAACCGACCACAGUAUGUGAGGCUCCAAGACUGUGUGUCUGCCCAGGUGGUCUGCAGCACGGGGGCUCCACAAGGGACAGUGCUCUCUCCUUUUCUUUUUACACUCUACACACCUGACUUCCACCAUGACUCAAACAGCUGCCAUAUCCAGAAGUUCUCCGAUGACACAGCUAUCGUUGGACGUGUGUCAGAGGGAAACUAUCUGGAAUAUAAGAACGUGAUCAAGGACUUUGUGGACUGGUGUGAACUCAAUCACCUUCACAUCAAUGCCACACAGCAAAUUUCCAGAGUUGAAAAAUCUGGAGUUAGGCAAAAAAGUGUGAAAGAGUUGGAUUUCAGGAGCUUAUUUUCUAAAUGUGACUAUACUAAGUGUUAUAUUUACUCUUUUGAGUUGUCAAAUUUCCGAGUUUAUUCAUGGGUGUUAAAGAAUCUCCAGUUAACUAUCUGUGGAGUUGAUGGCUGGGUGUGGUUGGGUGGGGCUGGAGUGAACGGUGGAGCUCUGUCGGGGCAUGUCCAGUCACAGCAGAAGUCGUCGCAGCACGCUUUUUUUGCGCCAGAAUUUCGAGGCAUUAUCAUGAGCGGUAGAACUUUGUUAUGAGGCCAUCAUGUUGGUAAAAGUAAACUGUGGAGGAACGAAGAAGUACCUAAAACUUGAAGAGGCAUGCUUCUCUGAUUUUAUUAGGUCAGGUAAGAAUAUAUUAGAAAUAAACCGUAAAUAUAAUAUUAGCCUUUUUAAUUUUUUGUUGUUCUUAUAUAGUUCAGCAGAAAUUUCUCAUACCAGAGACUACAGCACUAAAUGUCACAGAUGACCAAGGUGUCGAGGUUGAUAAAGAUGUUUUUCCAGAAGUUGCGACAGCUAAAGAAGCUUGUUUUUUCAUAUACACCCCAAAUGAGGGUUCAUCUGAAGAAUCAUCUCAGACCUUUGGCUCUUCAGACCAGACAGAGUAUGUGACUCUUACACCAUGCGAUUUGACCGUGCCACAAGAAGAAUGUGAAAGACCAAGCUCCCCAAGUCUCACGGAUACGUUGUCGCUCUCAAGCAGUCUGAGUAGUGACACAAGUGAUUCUGGGGGGAAUCAACCAAUGGACAGUGUUUUUGCAAAAAAUGUAAUUGUUUUUCCUUACAUGAUUUUGACAUUUUUGUUUAAAAAAAUUUAUUUAUAUGAAAAAGACAGGUAUUAGAGACAAUGUUUGUUCAAAAUAAAACUCGUGCUUGAUUUUUAUUAAAUCUACAUAUUCUUUCUUUUGUAGAUAUCAUGCCUGAUAUUUUGGAAGGGGUUGGCCAAUUUGAGAUAAGACUUCUUUUUGAAUAUUUGAUUGAACAUUUCAUUUCCAAAGAAAGUUUACUUAACAGGAUAUAUGCUUUUAAUUAUGGUUAUUUUGAAUACAAAAACAAGCCAACAAGCCUUAAUCUUGAUUGUGUGGGCCACGGAAUUGGGUUAAAUGCAACACAAACACUUUGUUUAGUCACAAACAUUACAUUGAUAUUUCGUGAUCUAGUACCAGAAGAUGACUUGCAUUGGCAUUUACUGCUUUUGUUGUUGAACAUUAUAAACAUUGUGUUUGCAUAUGAUAUCACUGAAGGCAUGACAGUGUAUUUAAAACACUUAAUCAGCGAACAUCAUAAGCUCUUCAAAGAACUGUACCCAUCAAAGAACUUGCUUCCAAAACAUCAUUUUAUGGUCCACUACCCUAGAUGUAUCAGAAAAAUUGGACCUCUUAUUCACAUCUGGACUAUGCGAUUUGAAGCCAAACACAAAUUUUUUAAAGAUUGUGUGAAGAACUUCAAAAAUUUAACAGUAUCACUUGCAAAUAAACACCAGCUUUCAGUAGCAUAUCACUGGGAAUGUCUGUCAUUUAAUGCCAUUGAGUCUGGUCCAACUUUUUCACUUGAAACAGUUGAAUUUUCAGAUGUUAUAAGAGCGUAUCUUCAUGCUGAUUCUCAACUCACUGUUUGCAUGACAAAGUGGGUCCAGUGUUCUGGAGUUGAGUAUCGAGUUGGACUUUUUGUCUGCAGUGCUACUGAGCAAAAUAUGCCACUAUUCCAAAAAAUAGUUUCAAUUUUUUUACACUCUGGUAAAGUGUUUUUUGUUUUGGUUCAGCACGAAACUUGUUUUCAUGACCACUUCCAUUCCUUCCAAGUGACUGAAAACAUACCCAGGAAGAUUUUUGUCAUGGAAAGAGAAAGAUUAAGACAUUUCAAGUGUUUUGAUGCUCAGAAGUCAUAUGGGUCUGUUUCACUCUCUUUUGUUGUGUCAAAAAGUUUUAUUAUCUAAAAGGGCUCUUGUUUUUUGAAGAGUAGUCUACUUCAUCUUCUAUUGUCCUGAAAAAACAAUUUUACAAAUCUGAAUGCAUGGUAAAAAAAUGCACUUUUUACAGAAUUUUGUAUGGGAUACACUGGCUUUUAUUUUUUUAAUGCAAUGUUUUUAUUGCAGUUUUGACAAUGUUUUUUGUGAAUUGGAUACAACAUAUUACAACAAUACUUUAUGUAUGGUGUGUCUGAAAAAUAAAAACAACAAAAGAAGUUCCGAGUAUGUCUUUUAUU
This is a messenger RNA of Oryzias latipes (Japanese medaka), 2858 nucleotides long. Lineage: Eukaryota; Metazoa; Chordata; Actinopteri; Beloniformes; Adrianichthyidae. The record is from RefSeq and is a predicted model, not a curated record.